This is a messenger RNA of Colletotrichum paranaense, 633 nucleotides long. RefSeq lists its product as uncharacterized. The record is from RefSeq and is a predicted model, not a curated record. Lineage: Eukaryota; Fungi; Ascomycota; Sordariomycetes; Glomerellales; Glomerellaceae. The coding region runs from base 1 to 633 and encodes 210 amino acids. The transcript has a single exon.
AUGGCUUCCAUUCGACCGCCGAUUACGCCGAGACCUCUCCCAAUUGUUCAUUUAAACGGCUUCCCAGGUAGCGGCAAGCUCACUAUCGCGAGGGCUCUACAACAGCAGCUCAGUCCCUGUUGUCGGCUAGUUCAUAACCACUUGCUUAUCAAUCCUGCGGACGCGGUGCUACAUCGCUCUGAAGCAGGCUACCAAGACCUACGGCGCGCUCUCCGCAAAGCCGUCUUUACAUCGCUGGUCGAAAGUUCAGCCUGUCAAGACUUUGUCUACGUUUUCACCGACUUCCAAUCCAAUGAUGACAUAGGAAGCGCAGUGUGUGCUGAGUAUCUUGAGACAGCGCGUGUUCGCGGCACAGCUAUGGUGUCCAUUAUCAUCACUUGCGACGAAGCCACCAAUAUAUCCCGCCUACAGUCUGCUGAUCGCGAGGUGCAUCGCAAGAUCGUCGAUCCGGAACUGUUACGCAUAUUCCGCAAUGGCGUCAGUAUUCAUCGCUUUGAUGAGCCAGGAACGAAGAGCGUAGAGGUUGAUGUCACUGAGUUGACUCCCAUCGAAGCUGCGAGACAAAUAUUGGAUCAUAUCCUGAGGGUCUGUCCAGAUGUCGAAAGGGCAGUAGCGUCAAGCAAACUUCAGUGA